UCCAAGGAAAUCUAUUGUGGUACUUCUUCCAUUCUUUCUCCUGGUCCUGGUCUGUCUGGAGGGGCCAAGUCUGCUAGCAGAAACCCGAUACAAGCCAAAUACCCAGCUGGAUUCAAUGCAUGUAGCAGUGUGGCCAGUACUUCCCUCCUGUUCUUCCAGACAGACUGUCCCCUGAAGUCAUCUUGUAGUGUGGAGUUACUUUUGAGGCCACUGGGUUUUUGUCUGUGUUUGGAGUCUUCAUUAUCUUCCCCGCAGUCCUCUUCCACUUCAUCAACAAGAAGCUCUGCUUUGAAAAGAGAGGUGGACUCCCAUGUCUGGAACAACAAGGGAGAAGAAAACACUACAAAGAAAAGCCCAGAGUUCAUGAGGGCCUUGGUCUGUUGACAGCUGUAACCAGAAUGUGUGCGCUUCAGAAAAGCUCCCUGCAUUAUAAUGACAUGCUGGCAAACCUGAACAACUGAUCACCAGAUACUGGCAUAGUGUUAAACAUGGCUUCUGAGGCUGCUCAGAAUUUCCUUCAGCCACUGUCUUCUUGGAUGUCUCAAAUAUAUGAAGCUAUCCAACAAGCGGGAGACUCUAUAUCAGCUUCACUGCUGAAUUUGAGUGGAGUGGGUCGUAAGUCAGAAGAAGAGAGGAACCAGGACUUGGAGAAUAAUGGAGGAUUAUUCUUGGAGAAUAAUGAGGAUUAUUCUGAGGAAUCAGAUGAUGAACGACACCUGGACCUCUGGGAUGAGGAAUAUUUAUAUCCUAUUGAAGAUGGUCACAUUGGGGGUCCUGAUCUUGCUUCACAAGACCUCCCUCGUGGUUCUGACAUGAGUCUGCACAGGCAAAAACGGUUUAAAAAUACCAGCAGUUUACCAGACCAGUGUGUUGAAAGCACCAAGUCUUUGAUGGCCAAUGGAUCCUACUGGAUGAAUGAAGAUCUCCAGCCGCUUGAUCGGCUUCCCCCCAUCGCUGAGGAAGAAGGUGAGCCCUCUGUGAGGAUGGGAGGUCAUAAGCACAACCUCAGCUUGGGUGGCUCCUUAAAAAGUAAUAAUGGCAAGGCAAGUUUUGCAGUAAACAGUUACAGGGAGGAUGAAGAACAGACAGCAUCUUCAGGCUGCGAUGAUGAGGUGAUUAAGCAGUUUGAGAUCUCUGUGUCAUGCUCACAAAGUUUUCGAUCAGAAGUAUCUGAAAAAGCAACAGCAGCAGGCGUGGAGCGUAGACCCAAAUUCAGCCGUUUGCUCUCCAGCCAUGAGGAGUACAGGACAGAGGUAUCUGAAUGCAAAGAUCUGGAUGGACUAAGCCAACUGAGUUACCAAGACAACCUAUCCUAUCGUGAAGAUGACCAUGUAUCUGUCGAUUCAAGAACAACAACUGAGAGUAGGGGCACUGGGCAGCGUAAAGGGCCUAGGAUGGAGUCUGGCAUUGCUGAUGGUGUUAGCUGGCAAGCCACGGAAGGACGCUUGGAAACGGCACCAGCAUCUACCGACCAGGGAUUUGAAGUAAAUGAUGCUACUGACAGCUCAUCAGCUUUGAGCCCCGAGGAACAUAAUGAAGUGAGCAGCAUAUUAGCUCAUCAUGGUGCUCAUGAGCCUAUCUGUAAAUGCGGUGAUCUAGAUGUCAUCUUGAACUAUAAAGCCUCAAGUCAAAAGCUGUUAGUUACUGUCUUGGAGGCCAGGAAUAUCCCAGACAAAGACCGCAGUGGUGUGAACACCUGGCAGGUGCACACAGUCCUGAUGCCUAGCAAGAAACAGAGGGGUAAAACAAGUGUUCAGAGAGGACCCAUCCCCGAGUUCAAGGAUAAAAUUACCUUCAGUAAGCUGGAGCCAGAGGAGUUAAGCAGCCAUGCCAUUCGUUUCCGCCUCUAUGCGGUACACAAGAUGAUUGGAGAGAAGAUGAUGGGAGAGCAGUUGUUCUACCUAAGCAACGUUAUCCAGAAAGGGGAAGUGAAGGUGACAUUGGUCUUGGAGCCAAGGAGUAACUUGAGCAGUGCAGACUCUCAGCUUAGUCUGUCAGCAAUCUCUCACAGUGAUAGCGCUUCUUCAACACAGUCCCUGUCGCAUGGAGGGGUGCCAGAGCUGCUCGUGGGAUUGUCGUACAAUGCCACUACGGGGCGGCUGUCAGUGGAGAUGAUCAAAGGCAGUCAUUUCCGAAACCUCGCAAUUAAUAGGCCACCUGACACCUACGGAAAGCUCUGCCUGCUGAACUCGGUGGGUCAGGAGAUGUCUCGCUGCAAGACCUCCAUCCGCCGAGGACAACCCAACCCUGUCUACAAGGAAACUUUCAUCUUCCAGGUUGCCCUCUUCCAGCUCUCUGAUGUCACACUAAUGAUCUCCAUAUACAACAAACGCAGCUUGAAGCGCAAAGAGAUGAUCGGCUGGAUUUCUAUGGGUCAGAACAGCAGCGGAGAGGAAGAGCAGAGUCAUUGGCAGGAAAUGAAGGAGUCGAAAGGGACACAGGUCUGCAGGUGGCACACGCUACUGGAGUCCUAGGGUUACCGUGGCAGCCUGCAGGUCCUGGAACUAUGGGCUGUCUUCCCUUGUCCUCAGUCAGCAGAAAGCAGCUAUCCGAUGGCAAGCGCCAUGCUCUGAGAGGUCACGUACACUUUAACCUGACUUUUCAGUGUCAGCAGUCACGGGUAUUAAAGGUGGCAAGGCCUGUGAAGCAAGUUUAGUUCUUGUCUUUCCAGGUUGUCCUGCAUCUUUUACAUCCAAAUAAUAAAUCCUAGGAAGAAACGGUGGGAAUACCUACAAUACCCUUUCCUUGGUCAUUGUCUUGCUCAUUUUGUCAUAGGCUUCAUCAUGACAGACUGAUUUUGAUACUGUUUUCUUCUGGGAUAAGCUCUCUCUUCCCUUCCUCCCCUUAUUUAUAUUAAUGAAGUUUGCAAAUAUUCUUCACACGCAGAUAGCUCACAGAAAGGCUAACCUGCAUGCAGAUCACGUUCUUUCCCUUUUAUUAUUGUGUUUCUAAGUCCUAGAAAUAAGCAUUUGAUACCACUGCAGACUGGAUGAUAUAUUUUUCAGCAGCAUGGGAAAGCACUCUUGAAUUCUGUCAACUUUUAAGUGCCUAGACAUUACUACUGUUUUCCUGUACAAAAAAAUUGAUAUUAGGACUAAACACUACCAGUAUUUUCAAUUAGGCAUCCUGUGCAUCCUUGUUAGCCUGCAUUGCCAUAGGUUUGCACGAGAGGUAACUAGCAUCACUUUUAUAUUGCAAUUAUAGAAUGCAUGUUUAGAUGCUUACUUGAAGUUCAUGGCUUCUGUCAUCAUGAAUACCAAAAAAGACCAGAACAAGCUGCACAUCCACCUUUGUGCCUGAAUCACUCUACUGCAUCACUGUUUUGCCCAUGUGUUACUUUGUUUUUUAAAAGUAAGGUUCAUUCAGGAAAGCAUUUCUGUGAGCAUUACACAGGAAGGCUUUAGAUCCAUGAUUUCUCUGUGAUUCAGUUAAGCACAAUUCAGUUUGCUGAGGGCUACUCUUCAAAUGUGCUAUUCUGUAAUAUCUUCUUGGGAUAUGAAAGGGGACUGGUUUUGGCGCACUGAGCAGUAGAGGAUGCCAGAUCAUGUCACCUCAUCUUUGGGGUGAACUCUCCUGCAGGCAAGGAAUAGCAUCUGGGGGACCUUCUAGAGGGGCUGCUGGCUCUGCUGAACUAACACCAGCGAAAAGUAUUAUGCUUCCUGCCUCUAACUGAAAACACUGCAAGGAGCAGGCUUGCUGGAUGAGGCGAUGACACUUUUAUGUAGUUACUUUUCAGACUAUAUUUUCAUUUUCCAUUUUAAUCUUUUUUCCGGUCUCUGCGAGUUGAAGUUGUGGAGACAAUGGCUAGGGGACGUGUCUUAGUCUGCUACUUGACUACUGAAAGUUUAGUGGUUGUUAGCUGUUGCGAUGCUGUGUGCAGAGGUUGUUCAUCCCCUAGUGUAGUGAUGGUAUGUAGGCAGUAAGGUGCUGAGAUCUUCAAAUCCUAUCAGCUGCCCAGUCUCCUGUUCUCUGUGCUCUCUAGGAGAGGACUGGCAUUUCUCCAGUCCUGCUGAUAGCAAGACACAGGAAAUAUUUUGCUGAAAAGGUUUGUCUCAUUUACUGAGACCUGACACCAAAUUCUGCCUCAUACUGCACCACGGCUGUCUCCUUCCCUUCAACGGUGCUGUGCAAAUCUAACCAGUGCAAAUUUUUGGCACUGGCUAUUUGACCAAAAUUGAGCCUCGGUGCUGGUUUGCAUCACAUCCAGGCUAGCCAGACCCUGCAGACACCCUGCAUGUGGUGUGAUACACACAGGUUAUCACUUGGUGUCCUAUGCACAGGCUUUGUCUGUCCUCAUGAGGCAGACAGAAUAGUCUGCAUGUAGAAGAAUUUCUGGUAUAGGUGAGACAGAUUAUUCUACAGACCAUGGUUUUAUAUAUUCUUAUCACUUACCUGUCUGAGCAUCGUUUUUCUGGUAAGACUCGUGGGUAUGCUAUGCAGGAGGGUUGUCCUCCACUGCCUAGACAAGCUGGCAUAAUAUCUGCUUUGCACUGCUGGGUCUUUGUAUCACAAAGCAGGAUCUAACCCAAAUACAGCUCAGUAAGCAAAUACAUUUUUGACUGCACUGUCAAUGCUGUUGUAUUACCAAUGUGAGAGAAAAUGAGCGGUAACCAGCAGAAUAGAAAUGUUUUUUUUUAUCAUGUACUUUUCUUCUGGAAAAAGAAAAAAGUAGAGGAAACAGCCCAAUUGAAAAAGUGCAUUUGCUGAUUUCAGUUGUUUUCCAAUAUGCAUCUUUUUUUUCUGAACUGCAUACAAUGUGUAUACAAGUGUUUAUAAGUAAUCUUAUUAUCUGGGAUGUGUAUGUAUAAUAAACUUACUGAGAGUCUCUUCAUGACUUCUUGACCUUUUUAAGUGUUGUUUAUGCUUAAUGAUUAGCUAAGGGAAAAGUUUAAGUUGAUAAUACGUUUUAGCAGUGAACUGGAGAUAACUCAGAUUUAUAAGUAACAGUGUGAUUGAAAAAAAAUUCUUGGAAAAGAUAAUUUUAAAAAGCAGUGAAGUAAACUGAUUUUGGACUUCCAUGCCGUUUUCACGUCAAGAUCUUUUCUGACGAUCCAGCGUUAAGGGAGUUGAGUAUUGGGAGUGUUGGAAGUCCAAGGAAAGCAAGUGAAAAUAGGUUACUUAGUGUAAAUUAAUAUCUGAGCACAUGUUAAAACUUUGCUCUCAGAUGGAAGCAGGUUGCUGCAUUUGGCCUGAUGUUUCACCAGAAAAAAAAUGACGGGAAGGGAAAAGGGGUGAGGCAAGGGGAGCACUCUUUUAAUGGAGCUGUGGCUAAACCUGUUGUCACGUCCAUAUUGAGCAGUACAUUUGUGAGGUUCAGUAAAUUCAGAAGCAAUGAAGGAAUUUAGGAAUCUUGGGAUGAACACAGUGCUGGGAGUGCUCAUGCUUGCUCACUCUUUUGGGGAAUUUUUGUUGCUUUUGCAGUUUAUUUUUCUUUUCGGUAUUGAGGGUCUGUGAACUGAAGGCUUUGUAGCAGCUCCCCUGUAUUCCAGAGCUCCCGUAAUUCUUCCCAUUGACAGAUUGAAUUAGUCAUUGCUAAUAUUGAUACAGGCUGGGCUUGUGCUCAUGGUCUUUCUUAUGCAAAUACCACUGCCCUUUCAGUCGCUGCUUUAACCCCUUGUUUCCUUUAGAAAUGGCUGACAAGACUGAAUUUCCAGAAAGAUUUCCAUUCCUUGGGAGCCUUGACUUGUAGUUGGCUUUGAGUUGGCAGUGGUUGGUAGACCUGGGACCCUGCACUCCACUGACCUCCACCCACAUGGAUGCUGAUGCUGAUGACUGAUCUCUCCUUCUGUGGGGUUCCAAGAGGGGGGAAGAGCUGUGGGAUGUUCAGUGAGCAGGAAAGCAAUGGCUGACCUGGUUCUGGGAAUGCUUGGGCUCUUGCAAGUCCAGAUUAUGGACGUUUCAGAAUAUACUCAUGUUUUCUAAGAUAAUUCAUCCCCUUUUGACACCACUCUCUGGAAUCCCCUUGUAGCUUACUUGAAUUUUGAAAAAAGCCUGAAAAUCCACAAAACCAUUGUGUGAGAAGGAACUGACUGCACUGGCAUAAGCCCAGAAUGUUGUGGGCAAGUGCUCUGGAUGCAUCUCUAUCUUGAACAGUGUCAUUCAGCUAAUUGCAGUCUGUUCCUUCCUUGGUGUCUCUCCAGCCAGCACGCCCCUGUCCUGCUAGGUUCUGUGCUGUUGUUUUAUUUUUUGUUUUUAAUGUGUAUUGACAACAGAGCAGAAUGAUCUCACCACGUUUAUAUUCCCUGUAAUAAUGCUGACUUUCAACUGAUGCCCACAGAAAUGAGUACCUCUUUUAGCCCACUGAGCUACAGCUAUAGCUUACUGAAGUGCCCAUUUGUAAAGGCUUUAGUCUGCUACGUCGUUUGAUUUGUUUGGGUUUCCUUUUUACCUGUGUCUUUAAUUACCUGGACCCUGCUGUGGGCUGCUCGCUCCUGUCGCUCUGGCUUGUCUGUGUUUCCCUUGCAGGGUAAUAGGAGUUGUGCAGCUCCUGGGGCACACAGACAAUACCUGAAUGUAUUUUUAGCGGCUGAAGAUCCUGAGAAGUUAUUUGGUGCUUUACAUAGUCGACUGAUCUUCAGUCAUGAAUGUCUUUAGAUGUUCUUGGACACACAGAACCAAAGGCUGCCAGCUGCUAUUGAUCAUUUCUUCAGCAUAAAGCCUAAGGUGGCAGCUUGGCAGAGGAGCAGGCAUUUCCUCUGGUGGCAGUUCAUUUUCUCCUUCAGUUGAAGCUGGCGGUGACCUUGGAGCUAGUGUGCCUGUAGAGCUUUCUUUCCACUCCCAUAUUUAUCAUCAUCUUUAAUCUGUAUGAUCGCUGCACUUCAUCUCUCUGCCUCUCAGCUGCCUUCUGCCCUUCAGCACAAAAGGUGGACAGAAUGGCUGAGCAAAGAAUAUGGCCUUCCCUAUCGCAUUAUCCCCAGGCUGAAGGGGAGCUGACUCCUGCAGAGGUCAUCUUAAAGUUAUGAUGCUCAUUACCAAGACCUUGCCUCCCUGAUCUCUAGUCUACUUGUGGAGUUUGAAGCUUGUUGGUUGGGCUGUGUUACUUUAGUAAUUACAUAGUGACAUCCUUCACCUCAAUGUGGACUGAGUUAAUGACAGAGGAAACAACCUGUUCUGUUUUUGCUUUCUUAUUUUUUUUUCUUUUUUUUUUUUUUCAUAAGCAUCGUGUUCUGUAAAAGGACAACAGAGCCUGAAGGAAUUAGUAUGCAGGAGCAUCGGCUUUCUGUUUAAAAUGUACUAAGUGUGAUGUUUGCAACUAUGGUUUAAUGGAAAAAAACCCAACAGCCAGGUUUUGUAGAAGAGCUCACAUUUGAAUGAGGCAGGUUUUUCUCUUCAGCAUGCGCUACCCCAGCAAAUACGUUCUCAUACCCCAGGCAGUGAUGCUGGCUCCCGACUGAUCUGCUUCUGUGAUAAAAGCAGCCAGAAGCUGACAGAUCCUAAAGCUUGGAAAGACAUACAGGAUAAUUCAACAUAGCUGGUUUGGGUGUUUAUUUGGAAUCUGGUGCAGCUUUAACAAGCUGUCACGAAAGAAAUGAAAACCCCAACCAGUGGCCGGGAAGAUGGUGGGGAGGGAAGGCUCUCAGUGUGCUUGUGCUGCUGUAGGGCUGGGAGUUUACUCACUCUGUACUCCAGAAAGCAGCACAGCUGGGCUGCAGUGGCAUCAAGCCUAAGCUGAAACCCAGUGUCUCUGCAUGAUUCCUUAGCUUCAGAUCUGCUGAAGGCAUACAGAUUUUUUUUCUUUUCCUUUUUUUUUUUUUUUUUCAGUGCAGAGUGAGCUCGUGUCUUCCUGCAGCCUACGCUGUAGGCCUUAAGAAAUGAAUGUGUAAAUAUUUUGUCUCUCACAGCAGCCCAAGGUCAUCUUUCUGGAACAGCAAACAGGCACAGAAUCCAAAGAAGAUCAGUCUGUCAUGUGAGUAAGGUUAGCAUCUGCACUUACAAAUGACAAAGGCUAUUAAUCCUCAUGCUGUAAUCCCCAAGCUGUUUGCCAGCUGGCAGCAGGAAGAUGUUCCCGCUCAACCCACACAGCUAUCCAUGUUUUUUCACCUUUAUGAAGCAGAUAUAGGUCAAUACUGUAGCUUGGAUAAAGAACUUGGUAGAUACCAUUCAUCUCUCCUAGCGUUACGAUCCCUCUCUCCUCCACACAAGCCAUCUGUACAAAUGAGGGUGUAAGAGGAGAGCUGCAGGCUGGGCUCUCCCUGUGCUGCUCCCCCAAAAUAGAAGGCUGAAGGUGAGAUUUUUUUUUUUCCCCCUCCUGCUCCUGAAUUUGUCAUGGCAGGAUGAAUUUUGAGAUCUUGCUGCAGAGCUGAACAGCCUGGGCAAAGCUCUGUCACUAGUCAGGUCUUUAUACACAUUGCUGGGAAAACCCAGUGCUUGUAGAAAGCAGAUAAAAGUCCCGUGUUGAGAAUUUUUUGAUCCUAAUUUGGGAUCUUGCAUGGGUUUUGGGUAUUGCCCAUCACAGGGACAUAAAAUCCUGAAUCAGGUGAGGUACCACUCAGAAACAGAAGAAAACCGGCCACUUGGCAGCAAUGCAGGCAGGCUGUGAUAGUCUGUAUGAUCAUGCACAACAAAAAACUCUACGAUCACCAUGUUGCAUCCAGUGAGCAUUGGCCAGCAGAGGUUGGAAAAAGUUCAAGAGACCCAAAAGCCAGAUGGGAGCUAUGAAACUCCUUUCAGGCUUGUUAGUUGUUCAUCUCUUUAGAAAAUUGGAAAGCCAAUUGUUGGGUUUUUCUUGACAAAAGUGGUUUAACAGAAUUCACAGAUCCUUGGGCAGCUGCAGGUGCGAGGAAGUGAGGACAUCACCUCUUGGCUCUUGUGUUUCCUCACAGCUUUAAAUGGGUGACCAUUGAAUAGAUACCAGAUACUCUGGAGGUGUCUAUCCCCUGUAAUGUCACAGCCAGUUUGGGCUGAUCUCAUUGAGUAACAAGAGACAAAAAGCUGAUCUUGGCCAAGGGCGAAGAACGAGAAGGAUUCAGGAUUCAGACAAAAGCUAUAUUCUUUCCUGACUCCCACAACCAUUAAUUAGCCUUGACCUCCGGGGAAGGCAUUUUAUUGUGCCAAGUACUUCCCUCUCCCUUAAUUUCUCAGAUUUAGGAGAAGAUUGCAAAUUUCUGUCUUCAUUGGCAGCUGGGAAAAAUCAUACAAUUUUGCCAGCUUUCCUUAUCCUUGUUGUGUCUUGUUAACAGUUUCCAGGUGCUUUUUAUUCACACUGUCUCCACCAUCGCACCUCCUACCCUCUCAUUAAUGUCUACAGAGGUCUGCUCUAAGUCAGGUCCAUGCCUGGUGGCAAUAUUUUAGGUUCAUGGUGCUCAGGAUAAAACCUAUCCUCCAAUCUCUUGCUGUCACUACAUGGCACCUCAAGCACAAAUUUUUCAUUGAAACUGGUACCACACCUCUCCCGUAGUCCUCUGCUGACAUUGCUGUGUUUUUUGUUUUGCUGGGUUGUAUUCUCAGCUGUAACUUCAUUGACUUUUUCCCAGCAGAGGGUUUUGUUUGUCAAGAAGAGUAAAUGAAGUAAUCAUUUGGUAGACUUAGCAUUUAAAUUCUGCAUGGCAUUUAUAUGUGUGUAUAUAAAAAUGUUUUUUGUGGUAGAGUGCCCCAAGGCAUGAAGCACAUCUCAAAGUAUAUUUGACUGUUGAUUUAAAUAUAGUGUAUAUAAUAAGUUAUUUUUAGUGUGCAUUGGCGUCUUUCUAUAUUGGAAAUAUAUUCUAUAUGGGGUGUGUUGCCGCAGGACCGAGUUGUGAGCCCACUUACUGCAUCUGCCUCCUGGCAUUUAGUAGAAUAAUCUGCCCUUAAGGCUUUUCCUUUCGUUGCUGUCAUAUCCUCAGCACAGACCAUGGGCAGGUAGCAAGCCAGUUGGUAUUCUGAGUAAUUCAGCCCUGUGGCUGAGGGUGCAUCAGGAGUAAUAAAAAUCUCAGUUCUGCUUUCCCAGCCUGAGAUGUACAAGCACAAAAUUUAGCUAUAAAUCGAUCACUUUAAUAACAAUGCAGACAAAUUAAUAAAAGGGCCAGGACCCUAACUUCUGUUGGUGCAAAAGCAAGGCUUCUAGAGCUUGAAUUUAUUGCUGAAUUAUUCUUAUGGUAAAAAGAGAAUUAUUCAUACUGUGAAGGUUAUAAGAAACAAAUUCAUAUACCCUUUUCACUUCUGUAAAGUUCAAAGAUUUGCACUGAAAAUUGUACCUUCAAUCUAGUUAAUAAAUGGCUGAUAUUGACUGGUGAGGCCACUGGAAUGGUAUGAGCAUCAUUUCACUUGCACUGGGUGUGAUUGAAAGAGAUAUCUGAAGUGCAAAACUGUGAUAAAAAAGAUGAAAAAUACGAUGAAAAGAUGUUUGGAUAUUCAACAGGAAGAGUGGUACGGUUUUAUUCUUAGCUUUUCAUGUACUUGACAAUGAAACAUUUUUAUUCUACUUAAGUGCUAACGUGCAUGAUCAUACAAUAUAUUGCCUCUUGCUAAUUAUAUGCUGCGUUAGGAAUACUAAUGUCUAGAUGAUAUCUGACUGGAAAAAAAGCAUUAAACCCAGCUUCUGCAGAAUUCUGAGCUGAAAUUAUACACACACAUACAACCAUCCACACCUUAGAAACAGUCUUAUUUUGUUAUGGUGAACGCUGUUGUUGAAGGUUUUUAUCAAUAAAAUAGAAGCAGAUGGCUC
This is a messenger RNA of Athene cunicularia (burrowing owl), 10642 nucleotides long. RefSeq names its product synaptotagmin 16 (gene SYT16). The transcript is spliced from 9 exons. The coding region runs from base 489 to 2474 and encodes 661 amino acids. Lineage: Eukaryota; Metazoa; Chordata; Aves; Strigiformes; Strigidae. The record is from RefSeq and is a predicted model, not a curated record.